Molecule: messenger RNA, 1274 nt
Organism: Salvia splendens (bonfire salvia)
Lineage: Eukaryota; Viridiplantae; Streptophyta; Magnoliopsida; Lamiales; Lamiaceae
Product: 2-oxoglutarate-dependent dioxygenase 19
Exons: 4
Coding region: 98-1144 (348 amino acids)
Source: RefSeq, a predicted model, not a curated record
CUCUCUCACUACAAAUACCAACUUCACCACUUUCCUUCAACACAAACACACACACACACACACAAGCUAGAGAGAGAUCACUGAUCACUGAGAAACAAUGGCAGCAGUAGCACAAAACUCAUCAUUUGUGAAAGCUCUAGCAGAAAACCCCACUCUCAAAUCCAUUCCAUCUCAAUUCACAUUCGCCACUGAUUCCAAAGGCUCCCAAUCCGAUUCACUCCCCAUCAUCGACUUCUCUCUCCUAACCUCCCCCAAUCCCGACCAGCGCUGCAGAGUCCUUGCAGACCUCGACAGCGCUUGUCGGGAAUGGGGCUUCUUCAUCUUGGUGAACCAUGGGAUUCCGGAGAAGCUUCUCAAGGCUAUCAUCGCGUCGAGUCUGGAGUUUUUCGAGCUGCCCGAGGAGGAGAAGAGGCGGUAUGAGGCCAAGAGCGCUUCGGACCCCAUCAAGUCCGGAAGCGGCAGCCUCAUCAACACGGCCAACCAAAGGGUUCAUUUGUGGAGGGAUUUUGUCAAAUCGUAUGUUCACCCCGAGUUUAACUGCCCUACCGAGCCUCACGCUCUCAGGGAGACUUUGCAAGAGUUCUCAGGGAAGACCCGGCCCGUGUUCAGGAAACUGAUGCACGCGAUCGGAGAAAACCUAGGGCUCGAACAAGGGUUCGUGGACGAAGCUUUAAAACUUGACUCUUGCUUCCAAUUGUACGCAGCCAACUACUACCCUCCCUGUCCGGAGCCGGACCAGGCCAUCGGUAUCCCCGCGCAUACCGAUCACGGCCUUCUCACGUUUCUCAUACACAAUGGAGUCGCAGGGCUUCAGAUCCAGCACAACGGAGAGUGGUUCGACACCUUCUCCCCACAAAACGCAAUCCUCGUUAACAACGCCGAUCAUCUCGAGAUACUGAGCAACGGGAGGUACAAGAGCGUGAGGCACAGAGCCGUGGUGAAUACCGAGGCAACGAGGAUUUCGGUGGUGAUGGCGAACGGGGCGGCGCCCGAGGCAGUGGUUGCUCCGGCGCCGGCGCUGGUGGAAAAAGACGGGCGUCCAUUUUAUCGUCCCAUGAAAUUCAUUGAAUAUGUGGAAACAAUGCUUAGCAAUCGACUUUUGGGAAAAAGCAACUUGGAUUGCAUCAAGAUUCAAGAUGAAUGAACUAUUUAGUAAUGUUUAAUUAUUAGUAAUAUGGAGUAACUUUGUUUAGGUUGUCGGAAUAAGUUUGACUCUUGUAUGUCGCAUUGUGUACUUUUAAUUAUUAUUAUACAAAAAUAUUUAUUAUGACUAA